Lampris incognitus (smalleye Pacific opah) is the source of this 1290-nucleotide messenger RNA. It is a transcript of the gene tekt4, whose product is annotated as tektin 4. NCBI's taxonomy places the organism in Eukaryota, Metazoa, Chordata, Actinopteri, Lampriformes, Lampridae. The coding region runs from base 1 to 1290 and encodes 429 amino acids. The transcript has 7 exons. The record is from RefSeq and is a predicted model, not a curated record. Gene Ontology annotation, cellular component: sperm flagellum; nucleus; microtubule cytoskeleton. Gene Ontology annotation, biological process: cilium assembly; cilium movement involved in cell motility.
AUGAAUACGGAUAGGGCGACGAGGGAGCCAACUUCGCUCCGGGAGACCCCGCUGCAACCGUCCUCCGGGAUGGCCACUGCUGGUUACAGGUCCGGGAAAUACACCCCAACGGAAUGGCGCUCCAACAACCACGCCAUCCUCCAGCAAGCCGCGACGGACCGUUACGAAGCCCGGGGGAUCCAGCAGACGUCCAAAACUAUUUACCAGGACACCGAGGCAGUCGUUCAGCGGAUCCAGGCCGGGGCAACGCGCAACUUGGGGGAGAGGCUACAGGAAAUCCACAUCUGGAAGUCGGAGCUUCAGCUCCACAUCGGGAGGCUCCUAUCCGAGACGGACUUGCUGGUGUUGCUGAAGAGAAGGCUGGAGAAGGCGCUGGACGCCACCGAGCUUCCGUACGCCAUCGCCACCGAUAACCUCACCUGCCGGGAGAGACGACGGGGACCUGACCUGGUGAGAGACACUGUUGAAGAGGAACUUCUCACGGAAGUGGACUUGAUCAGGAGCAUCCAGGCUCUUCUGAAGAGAACCGCUGACCAGGUGGUCAACCAGAUCAAGAUCAACAGAGAGACUAAGCUGAUGUUAGAGCUAGACUGGUCCGAUAAGUGCAAGGCCUACAAUUUGGAUGAUCAGUCUGGACGAUACAACAACAUGAGCAUGGACACGGAGCAUCACCACAGCUCAGCUGCCAUGCAGGAACAUGUGUGUGAUCCCACAUCUUGGAUAAAGUUCACUCAGGAUAACCUGUCCAAGGCCUCCCAGGAGGAACAAGCCACUAAGGAUCUCAGGGCACUAGCUGAGCGGGUGUUGCAAGAGAUAGCAGAGGACCUGAGAGGCCAAUGUUCCACUGUGGACGAGGCCUUCAACCAGCGUUGUAUGGAGGUGGCUGAGGCCAAAACCCAGUUGGAGCUGCACCUCACACAGAUUUUGGAGCAGAUUGGGGAUCAGGAGAGGAACAUUGUGGCUCUAGAGCAAGCCAUCCAUGACAAAGAGGCCCCCUUGAGAGUAGCCCAAUCCAGACUCUACCUGCGUUCCUUAAGACCCAACAUGGAGCUUUGUAGAGAUGACCCCCAGUUCAGUUUGGAAGGGGAGGUGGGGCAGAUUGAUGCAUCCCUGGUGUCCCUGCACCAGCAACUCAGCGAAGCAAGAGGCUCCCUUUCCCACUUGAAAGAGUCACGCAUGGCCCUGGUGAAAGACAUUAUGUGCAAAAGCAACUCCCUGCUCAUUGACAGGGACAAGUGCAUGGUCCACCGCAGACAUUACCCCACUUUAGUCACACUGUCAGGUCAUUGA